GAAGAAGACGCGCUGAGCCCUGAUUGGCUGUUCGCAGGCACGUGCUGUUCAUGAUGGCGGCGGAUCCAGCGCGAGCGUGGAGCGACGAGCAGCUCAAGGGUGAAGAAAUACCGAAAAGAGAGCUGAUCACAUUCAUCCAGGAGAACGCAGCGCACUCGUUUCUAUCUGAACACAAACUUCUUGGAAACAUCAAGAAUGUGGCAAAAACAGCCAAGAAAGAGCAGCUGAUCGAGGCGUAUAACCAGCUGUUUGAGAGCAAGAGGUUUAAGGGCACGGAGGUGGACGCCGUGACUGAACAGGUUCAAGCUGCUAAAAUCAGCGACGCUCCCAAAGAAAUCAAGACCGAGCCGGUGGAUGAGGGGCCUCCGAAGUUCACAAAGACCAUCCUGAAGAAAGGAGACAAGACCAACUUCCCCAAGAAGGGAGACACUGUGAGCUGCUGGUACACGGGGACGCUGGAGGACGGGACUGUGUUCGACAGCAACAUCCCUGCUACUGCAAAAAAGAAGAAGCAGACCAAGCCUCUGAGCUUCAAGGUCGGGUUGGGCCGAGUGAUCCGAGGGUGGGAUGAAGGGCUGCUGGUGAUGAGUAAAGGUGAGACGGCGCGGCUGGAGAUCGAGGCUGAAUGGGCUUAUGGGAGGAAAGGUGUUCCUGACUCCAAAAUCCCUCCCAACGCCAAGCUGAUCUUUGAGGUGGAGCUCGUCUCCAUCGAUUGAUUGAUUGAUGAGGUGUUCAUUAUAACAUGAUGGAGAUCCUUAGAAACCUUGUUCUUCAGUCUGACAGGAAAACUUUUCUGACUAUUUUUGCAUGAUUGUAAAGUUCCAAUAAAAGACAAACCCUGAACAAA
Molecule: messenger RNA, 847 nt
Organism: Cyprinus carpio (common carp)
Lineage: Eukaryota; Metazoa; Chordata; Actinopteri; Cypriniformes; Cyprinidae
Gene: fkbp3
Product: FKBP prolyl isomerase 3
Molecular function (GO): peptidyl-prolyl cis-trans isomerase activity
Source: RefSeq, a predicted model, not a curated record